Notodromas monacha is the source of this 898-nucleotide messenger RNA. The record is from the annotation of a GenBank genome assembly. Lineage: Eukaryota; Metazoa; Arthropoda; Ostracoda; Podocopida; Cyprididae.
GCAGAUGUCGACAAGAUCAAUGGUCCACGGUUUCUUCCGUGGUGUGAUAGAUAGUUUUCGGGGCAUUCGAUCAAUCGUAUUACUAGCGUUUUAUCAGAGAAAGCCUGAUGGGGUGAAUGUGACGAAGGCGCGUAACAAAUCUAAGUCGAUGCCUGAUCCGCAGAAGCCCGUUAGGAAGAUAAUGCAAUGCUGCGCUUUGAAUGGCGGGAUUUUUCUAUUGAGUCUUCUUGUGUGGGGAAGCGUACUGCUUCCAGUGCUCGAAAGAAUUUCUCCGAGUCCAGUUGCUUGGAGGUACCUGUACCCCGUGCUCAAUUCUCUGUUCUCUGUGAUGUGGAUCAUCCCUUUGUUCUUGAUAUCGAGGAUCAUCAAUUUCCUUUGGUUUCAGGCGAGUAAACUCCCCGAAACUGGAAAAUCCCGCACGCACGGCCGCGUUCCUCGUGUUCAUCCAUUUGGGAAACUCAUUGCCGACGUUUUGCUCAGUGUAUUCAUUCAAUUUUUAUUCCUCGUUCAGAGUCUUAUUGUUACGUCUUUGCCGAUCGUUUGGGUUGGAAACCUUCUCGGUCUGCUCCACCGCAGUUUUUUGUACUCGUUGUACGCCUUUGAGUACAAGUGGUUCAGUUUGGGGUGGGCGUUGGACCGCCGAUUGGAAGAAAUCGAGCUGCACUGGCCGUACUUCGUCGGGUUCGGGCUGCCGAUGUCCGUCCUCACGUCCUUCCACGAUUCCUAUUUUGUGAGUGGUUGCCUGUUCUCUGUGUUCUUUCCAAUCCUGAUCAUCAGUGCUCACGAGUCGGUGACGGAGCCGUUCGGUGGCUGUCCGAUGAAACUUUUUUAUCCAGUGGUGAAACUGACGGACAUGCUUUUACACAGCGUUGCCUGGUAUCGCGAGCAGCGAUUGUGA